This is a messenger RNA of Mercenaria mercenaria, 1251 nucleotides long. RefSeq lists its product as uncharacterized. Gene Ontology annotation, molecular function: nucleic acid binding. The transcript has a single exon. The record is from RefSeq and is a predicted model, not a curated record. The coding region runs from base 1 to 1251 and encodes 416 amino acids. NCBI's taxonomy places the organism in Eukaryota, Metazoa, Mollusca, Bivalvia, Venerida, Veneridae.
AUGACUGUCAGAAUGACUCCAGAAAAAAUUAAAGAAAUCAUAGAAUGUUGUGAAACCAUGAUCAAAAAGAAAAGGGUCACGAUAAGAGAGUUUGCACAGCUCAUUGGCAAAUUAGUAGCUUCUCAACCAGGGGUAGAAUAUGCACCCCUUUUCUAUAAACCUUUGGAAAGGGUUAAAGACAAGAUGUUGACUAUACAUAAGGGCAACUUCAAUAGCUUUAUGACAAUUCCACAGUCUGUAUACCCUACCAUAACUUGGUGGAUAGAAAACCUUCAAUCGGCCUUGAAAUGUGUGUCUCAUGGAGCCCCUAAUAUGAUACUUUAUUCUGAUGAGUCGAGCACUGGGUGGGGAGCAUACAAUAAAACUGAAGAAAAAAGGAUCGGGGGGAUGUGGUCACUAGCAGAACAAGCCCUUCACAUUAAUCUGCUGGAAUUGAAGGCUUGCCAUUUGAAUUUAUUGAUGUUCUGUAAGAAUGCCAGAAACCAACAUAUAAAAAUUUACAUGGACAACACAACAAGUUGUGCAUAUAUCUCUAAGUUAGGGGGCAAAAAAUCAAAUGCUCUAGCUAGGGAAAUUUGGUUUUGGUGCAUCGAGAGGAAACUUCAUCUCACGGCUGCACAUAUAGCAGGUCACAAAAAUGUUGAAGCUGAUAAAGAAUCUAGGAUCAUUAAUGAUGACUUAGAACGGUCUUUAUGUUGGCAAGUUUUUGAAAUAAUUACACAACUUCACCCAGGGUUAUCAGUAGACCUGUUUGCAUCAAGACUAAAUUUUAAAUUGCAGAAGUAUGUUUCACGCAGACCUGAACCUAACACAUAUGCAAUUGAUGCAUUUUCCUUGACAUGGUCACAUGACUUCUAUUACUUGUUUCCUCCUUUCAGUCUUCUGCCACGAAUCCUGCAAAAGAUAGCAGAAGAUCAGACGGAAGCAGUGUUAGUUGCACCAAUACGGCCAACUCAGACCUGGUGGCCCAGCCUCCUUCAAGUGAUAGUAGGCGAAUGUUACAACCUGCCAAGUCCUCAAAAGUGCCUGUUCUUGCCGAACAAGCCAGACCGGAAACAUCCAUUGAGAAAGAUGAAAUUCAGACUUUUUCGAGUAUCAGGACGGCGCUCAAAGAUAAAGGUGUCCCUAAACAAGCUAGAGAUAUCAUUCUUAAGUCAUGGCGAACAGGCACUAAACAGCAAUACAAUACCUACAUUUCUAAGUGGUUCAGAUUCUGCUAUGAUAAAAUUGACCCCUUUAAACCUUCCAUAA